Molecule: messenger RNA, 615 nt
Organism: Heterobasidion irregulare TC 32-1
Lineage: Eukaryota; Fungi; Basidiomycota; Agaricomycetes; Russulales; Bondarzewiaceae
Exons: 6
Coding region: 1-615 (204 amino acids)
Source: RefSeq, a predicted model, not a curated record
AUGCUCGUGCUGGAUUACAACCGCACUGUCGUGUUCAUGAUCUACCGGCCUCGCAGGCAAGCUCACUGCAAGCUCGUCUAUUCGGGCGAGAUGGUCAGGUACCUCGAGUAUUUCAGCAAGAUCGCGCAGCCGUAUCCGUCCGGGUCCACCAUCGCGGGUCUUAUGGUCGAUCUCACAAUACAAGCAAACUUGGAGUUGUGCGGCGCGGUGUGCCUCUUCACGACAAUGACAUCGGCAACCGAAUUAUCCUCGCCUCUGGAGAAGCGCCUUCUCAAAGACGAAGAACGAUGGUUGCUCGCACCCAUACCGGUGUGCCCCUUUGUAGGCGCAGCGGCAGACGCGACUGCAGACGGCUCUGAGAGCUCGUUUGGCUACCAGCUCGGAUGCGGGAGGUCCAAGAGGGCUCGGACAUACACCCAAUACUCUUCGGGCGUCCACAGCGUGCGUAUGGUAACCGCCGACCUCGGUGAGAUCCCAGCUCUUGCGAAACUGCUGCGCCGAGCAUUCAUCAAUGACCCUAUGAUGAACUACAUCGCCAACUUGGAAGAGCCUUUUUCAAAUGACGCCGAAAGCCUGGACGACGUGACCUUGAAGACUUCCAACACAUGGUAUUAA